This is a messenger RNA of Dermatophagoides farinae (American house dust mite), 452 nucleotides long. Its product is annotated as NADH dehydrogenase [ubiquinone] 1 beta subcomplex subunit 2, mitochondrial. Lineage: Eukaryota; Metazoa; Arthropoda; Arachnida; Sarcoptiformes; Pyroglyphidae. The record is from RefSeq and is a predicted model, not a curated record. Gene Ontology annotation, biological process: mitochondrial respiratory chain complex I assembly. Gene Ontology annotation, cellular component: respiratory chain complex I; mitochondrial inner membrane.
GAUAUUUGACCCAGCUGCUGAUGUUGCAUUCGUCAGUUGAUUUUGUUCUUCAAGACAUUGAACAUUUAACCAUUUCAAAAUGUUACCAUUGCGACAAUUUCUUAAGAUUUCUAGGCCCAUGGUAAAAAAUUCUACUCAACGUAAUUCCUCACAAUAUAUCGGUUACAGAGAAUUGAAUUAUGAUGCUGCUCGUCCUGCACAAAAACUUGGAGCCGAAUUGUGUGCUGGAUUUAUGUGGUGGUGGAUCGGAUGGCAUUUCAUAACCGAUUGGCGUCAUUUAGUUGGUGAAUUCAUUUGGCCACAACGUUCAGAAUGGACAAACGAAGAGCUUGGAAUUCCGGAAGAUUAAAUGAAACACAAUAAAAAUAAUCUAAUUUGAUUUGAUUACAUUGUUUUAUUAAUGCAAAUACAUAGUUUCAAUUGAAAAAAUUAAAAAUGAAUUAAAUACUUUG